Messenger RNA from Morus notabilis, 470 nucleotides. RefSeq lists its product as uncharacterized. The transcript has a single exon. The record is from RefSeq and is a predicted model, not a curated record. Lineage: Eukaryota; Viridiplantae; Streptophyta; Magnoliopsida; Rosales; Moraceae. Bases 108 to 470 code for a protein of 120 amino acids.
AAUAUUCUUCUUAAUUUCUGCCAACCCUAAUUAGGGUUUUAAUAAUUUAUUUUUUGAGGCGAUAAGUGUUCUUGAAAUAUACGUAAGAAGACAAUAACUAAGCCAUAAUGAGCCUAAGUUGCCUUACUUGCCAAGUUCUGGAGAGGACAAACUCGAAUUGCGAAAGGGAUUAUGGCGCGGAAAUGUACUCUUACAAGAGGCUUUUUCGUCUGGAGGUUCAUCAAAAAAGCUGGUCAGGGAAUUUAGGGCAACCACCAUCCAAUGAUGAUGAAACAACGAGUGAAUCGAUGGCGGUGGCACGGAAGGAGGGGAAGAAAUUAGGUCAUCGGCGGCUGCACAAUACCGGAGCCCUUGCCUGCGAAGGAACUGCAGAACCGAGGUUGGUUAGAAGCUGCGGGAUGAGAAGGGAUUGGAGCUUUGAGAAUUUGAGAGAGAGGAAAGAGAAUAAUAAGAAAGGGAGAAUCUACUGA